Periconia digitata is the source of this 666-nucleotide messenger RNA. The record is from the annotation of a GenBank genome assembly. NCBI's taxonomy places the organism in Eukaryota, Fungi, Ascomycota, Dothideomycetes, Pleosporales, Periconiaceae.
UUUCUCUCCAGUCAAAUUCGGAAAACUCCACCCUUCCUCUCGCCAGCGAUGCCUGAAGGCCACAAGAACAAAGCUUCACGCCGUGCCUCCCGCAAAAGGUCUCUAUCUCCUCUGAAUGAAUCGUUGCCUGAAAAGAAGCAGAAGAGUACCCACCAUGAACUUGACUCCCAGCCCUUCACACAUCUUGUGUCCAUGACUAUGGCUAUUCAAACGGAGAUCAUAGGGGUUCGUCAAGAGAUGAAGGAAAAUAAUGAAAAGGUUCAGAAAGCUUUAGAGAAACUUCAAAGCACUCAAGGCCGCCAGACGAACCUGAUGGAGAACACACGGGUAGAUGUCGGCAGCAUCCAAAACAAUAUCAAAUAUGGAGCAGGCCAGCCGCUACCCUCAAGCGCACCUGACUAUGCUGACCCUCCACGUACACCAUACUCUGCGCGUUCGCAACGCCCAAUGAAGAGCUAUCAAUCGCUCUUGCCACCGCCGCAGGAUCGGCACCGCUCGCCGCCCAUUCCGCCCGUCCAGCCGCCGCCGUCCAUCCCGCCAAGUCACACUACAUUCAACUGGCCCAGCAGUAUUGCAUCUAAGGGUGAAAGACGUUGCUAUGACAAAGAGAUACAUUCCUAUAAACAAUCAUUCUACCAACCCAGCCCCGAACGACGCACACGUUGA